AACAAAAUAACAGAUAAGGCUGCUAACUGGUAGUCCUCCUCCAGUAUAUGUCGGCAGCGGAUCCCUUGGUAGUGGCCCAUGUUAUACAGGAUGUGUUGGAUCCAUUUACGUCAACUGUUCCACUCAGAAUAGCCUACAACAAUAGGCUAGUUCUCGCAGGUGCUGAGCUAAGGCCAUCUGCAGUUGUAAGCAAGCCGCGAGUUGAUAUCGGCGGCAAUGACAUGAGAGUUCUCUACACUCUGAUACUAGUGGAUCCAGACGCCCCAAGCCCAAGUCAUCCGUCACUAAGGGAGUACUUGCACUGGAUGGUCACAGACAUCCCUGGAACAACUGGUGUCAACUUUGGCCAAGAGCUCGUGGUUUAUGAAAGACCAGAACCAAGAUCAGGUAUACACAGGAUGGUAUUUGUGCUGCUCCAGCAACUAGGUAGGGGGACAGUUUUUACACCAGGCAUGCGACUGAACUUCAGUUGCAGGAACUUUGCACGCCAGUACCACCUCAACAUUGUGGCUGCCUCAUAUUUCAACUGUCAAAGGGAAGGUGGAUCAGGAGGAAGAAGGUUUAGGCCAGACAGUUCUGAAGGGGAGUAGAGGCUGGGUACUACAGAGUACAGGCAAUUGUAUCCCGUAUGGUAGUGCUGUAUCACAAAUAACGUGCACUAUAUGCCCUGUAUCAUCUAUAUGUGCAGCAUCAUAUGCACAUUCAGUUAUGAUGAGCUUGAUGGGAUAUAUCUCAGUUAUCAGUUAAUCAUCUGAUCAUGUAAAGUA
Lolium rigidum is the source of this 767-nucleotide messenger RNA. Its product is annotated as protein RICE FLOWERING LOCUS T 1-like. NCBI's taxonomy places the organism in Eukaryota, Viridiplantae, Streptophyta, Magnoliopsida, Poales, Poaceae. The record is from RefSeq and is a predicted model, not a curated record. The transcript has 4 exons. Bases 48 to 590 code for a protein of 180 amino acids.